GGUUCCGACAUUUUGUUACCGAAAGCGUAAUCCAAUGGAUCACCAUUGACUGUGGUGAUAUCAUGGUGGUUAAUCACGGUUAUUAGUGUUAUUGAAUUCGAUUUUUGGCACAGGCAAUUUAAUUGACACUAAGCCAGUACCUGCAUGGAAUAAGAGGUUACAAAUACUAAAUAUAUUGGCAAUCAGGACCAGGGAAUUAAAUGAAAAUGUACAUUCGUAUUCAUAAGGACAUGUUUGAUUUGGCUAUCAAUGAACAGAAUGAAACAUCUGCCUAAAAGUAAGGAGAAAACACAACGGAACGUUACCCAUCGAAAACAGCCAAAUGUUUUCAAUUGUAUUUAUACUUCAAAUACUUAUAAUACAUGUACUAGUAGUAGGAUGUGCGAGGAUUACCGAGUCUCGAGUUCAAGUCCUACCUGCAUUAAUUACAUUACUGGAACCAAAAGGAGUACGUUUUCUCGUUGAAGAUCCCGCACCGGGAACAUCUUUAAUAGAAUUCCACUACAGCAUUAACACGCCCCUUCUGGAUGUCGACGCUGGUAGAUGGAAUUAUGAUGUCAGGGCAAAGACUGGUAUGAAAAGCGCUUAUCAACACAUUAUUGCAGUAUCUAUAAAAUAUUCAGUGUCACGCGAUGUUUGGGUGCAUGAGAAUCGCAACGUGUUGCUAAACCCCGGGGAUAUCGUGUACUACUGGUUGAAUGCUUUAGUCGAUGACCUGGCCUAUCGAUUACUCGAACAGAGAUACAUAAUUCCUGGUGAUGGUCGUCCUGUGCAACAGAACCAAAGUCCGUGUGACGAUAAUCUUCGACUUAUGCUGGAUGAAAAGUUCUCUACUUUCGAUCUGAACACAUGGCAACAUGAAGUAACAGCGAAUGGAGGAGGGAACCGGGAAUUCCAAGUUUACACCCCUGAGCAAGGGAACGUCUAUGUGAGGGACAAAACAUUGUUUAUAAAGCCUACAUUGACAUCUGACAGAUUUGAUGAGGACUUUGUAAAAUACGGGACAAUGGAUGUAGCCAGCAUUUGGGGAAGAUGUACAUCCAACUAUUCCAACGGUUGUCUCAAACAGGGAGACGGGAGAAACAUUGUCAGCCCUAUUAUGUCAGGGAAGAUAAGGACAAAGCUGUCCUUCAGAUAUGGACGAAUUGAGGUUGUUUCGAAGAUGCCACGAGGCGAUUGGAUCUGGCCCGCCAUCUGGAUGAUGCCUCAAAAAAACGAAUAUGGCCACUGGCCUCGUUCUGGAGAAAUCGACAUUUGUGAGAGUCGAGGCAAUGUAGACUAUGGUGGUAUAGGUGUUCAUACAGUUGGGUCUACUCUUCAUUGGGGUACAGAUUAUCAUUCAGAUCGAAUGAGGAUGACACAUGGCCACAAGAAACUCCAGGGACUAAGCUUUGGUGAAAAGUUUGUGAAAUAUACACUUGAUUGGGACGCAUUGGGCAUCAGGGUUUAUUACGACGGUGAACUUGUACUGAAUGCUUCUACCCCCAAGAAUGGUUACUACAGAUAUGGCUACUUGCCCUUCAAUCCAUGGGAAAACAGUGCCAAUGACGCUCCAUUCGAUAAAGAGUUUUACUUAAUCUUAAAUGUAGCUGUUGGCGGGAAUAAUUAUUUUCCCGAUGGGGUACCAAAUAGCCGAAAGCCAUGGGAAAAUAAGUCCAGAUUUGCCCCCGGUGACUUUUGGAAGAAAAAGAAUGAUUGGUACGCAACGUGGAAGGGCGAAGAUGCCGCUAUGCAAAUAAAAUCUGUUAAAAUAUGGAAAAGGGUCGAUUGACCAAUCCUAUAUAUUAGUAAAUAGAUCUAAUACAUAGAAAUCUGUAUUUUGUUACCUUAUUUCAAUG
This is a messenger RNA of Owenia fusiformis, 1838 nucleotides long. Lineage: Eukaryota; Metazoa; Annelida; Polychaeta; Sabellida; Oweniidae. The record is from the annotation of a GenBank genome assembly.